AUGACAACAGUAAAUCAAAUGAGGAAAGAAAACGAGAAGGGCUUUUAUUACAAUCCAUUCGAACCUAGACAAUGGGAUAUUACUGAUGAGAAUUAUCAAAAUUAACUAGUAGCAUAGAAUUUCGACUUCUCUAAGUGUUAGUAUCCUGAUUUGAUAGAUAGUCAGGCACUCUAGAAUAUUAGGAAAGCAUUAUUAGUCCCCUUGAUAAGUAUAACAGUGGUGGGCACAAUAUUUCUACCUUUACAUGCUCAAUUGAUAUACCUUACAUGGUGGGGCCAUCACUUGUAAACAUUUACUCUAAUAUACUGUAUUAAGGCAGGCAACCCAGAAAACAAAAAUAAUUUACUUAUUAAGAGAAUAUCAGCAAUUUGCUUUCAAGUUUCUCUAACAUUACAACUCAUCAUAAAUCUUGUAUACUGGACUUAAUUGUAUCAAAAUGAUUUAGCUAAAUCAUUCACUCCUGACAGACCUAUAUUUUCUACAUACUUCUGGUGGCACAAAGUAUUGAUUCACAGCCUUCCAGCUGUCACUGCAGUUUUGAACUUCAUUUUAACGUAAGGAGUGUUUAUCCCAGGCCAAGCAUUCUAUCAAAUUGUUCUAGGAGCGUUCUACACAAUUUUCAACUACUUUGGAGUAUAGUAUUUGGGGUAACCCAUCUAUGAUUUUAUGGAUUGGAAAAGCUACAUGUCAGUUGUGAAUAGCUUGAUUGUAUUCAUAAUGAGCGGGUUGAUACAGCAAAUCAUAUGUUGGUUUUCAAUUCAGGUUAAAACUAGACCAAUAGAUAUGAUAUAGAGCACUUAAUAAGACAAAAAAUCAAAAUGA
Stylonychia lemnae is the source of this 822-nucleotide messenger RNA. The record is from the annotation of a GenBank genome assembly. NCBI's taxonomy places the organism in Eukaryota, Ciliophora, Spirotrichea, Sporadotrichida, Oxytrichidae.